Messenger RNA from Vavraia culicis subsp. floridensis, 1262 nucleotides. RefSeq lists its product as uncharacterized. Gene Ontology annotation, molecular function: ATP binding; glutathione binding; glutathione synthase activity. The annotation marks the transcript as partial. NCBI's taxonomy places the organism in Eukaryota, Fungi, Microsporidia, Pleistophoridae. The record is from RefSeq and is a predicted model, not a curated record. The transcript has a single exon. Gene Ontology annotation, cellular component: cytosol. Gene Ontology annotation, biological process: glutathione biosynthetic process.
UUAUGAGCGAUCACUUCAAGGACCUUCUCUACGCCGGCACUCUUAUAAACACGACAGAUGGCUUCGUUCCCAUCAAUGUUACAGGGCAUCCCUCCAAGUUCCCGGUAGAUAAGGUACUCCAGGCACAGGAACUGCAGAAAAUCAUGAAUGUCCUGUUGUAUAGGGCCAUGAUGGACCAGAAUACCUAUGAAAUGGACACAAAAGAUGAGAUGUACAACAUGCUUGUGAAAAUGAAGCGAACGAGCCGCAAGACCAAACCUACACUCAUAUAUACGCGCACCGACUACCUCCUCGACAAGGCUCAUAUCCUAAAACAGGUGGAGAUUAACACCAUAGCGGUGUCAUUUGUGGAAUUGAAUACGAGACUCAAUCAGAUACACGCUACGCUGCACGAGAAUGUGUGGUUGCCCGAGAACGUGCCAAAAUUUGUUGAGAUGGUGGCACUAACAAGAAACACCUUCAUCAGGGUGAAUGACUACAGCGAUGUGAUAGCACUGUUGCUCGACGAUAACACCGGCAUUCAGUCCAAGAACUUCUUUGAGAAGAAGAAUUUGAUGUUUGAACUGAAGAAAAAAGGCGUAACAAUGCUGCACGUGACAAUGCAAGACAUCGAGAAAAACGGAAAAUUUGAAAACGAUAGGUUUAUCUAUGCCGGACAGAGCGUGUUUUUCGUGUACCUCAGGCAUUUUUACAACUACGAUCACUACGACAACUGCACCAUGCACCUGCGGACACAAAUCGAAAACUCUGAUGCCAUAACGCUUCCUUCGAUCGAGCUGCAAAUUGUUGGCCUAAAAAUGUUUCAGGUAGUAUUCAAAAACAAGGAUGUCCUUAAAAAGUACCUGAGCGAUACGCAGAUCAGCACCAUCUAUGAGCACUUCGGCGACUUUAAAAGUGCCAAAGACUACGAAACCGGGGAUGAGAAGAUUUAUUUUCUCAAAUGUAUGCGAGAGGGCGGCAACACGAUCAUAACGGAAAAUUUCAAGGAUUACAUCGCUGAACCAGAUAGGUACUUUCUAAUGAAGAAGAUUGACUCGAUAACCGUCCGAAAUAGGUUCUACACAGAAAAUGAGGAUUCUGAUAUGAUCCUAGAGCUUGGUGUUCUGGGUGCAUUUGUGGAAUACGAUGGUGAUAUUCUUCUUGAUGAGCAUUCCGGUUUUAUCUGCAGGAUCAAAAAGAAAGAAUCGAUCGAAUGCGGAGUGACGUGUAAUUAUGGUGGAUUAGACACCAUCUACAAAAAUUAAAGGACUUGUUAUCUGCCA